AUGACCUUGAACGCCGUCGCACUUACCAAAGUUGCUUAUUUGUUGUUCCAAAUUGCUGUCGUCCUGAUUUCCGUCGCCACGCUGAACAGUGUGUUUGCUGAGCCGCCCGUCUCGAAUGGAUUCGGUAAUUUUGCUCCCUUAAACUUACACUUACAAGCGCCACAACACGAUUCACAUCAUCAUGAACAUACUUUUGACACACAUGAACACCGCAGCGCAUUCUCGUCAUUCGAUUCGACAGGACCUUCGGCAGCUGCUGUACACGUAACACCAAGACAACACAGUCAGGGAUACACUUACAAAGCUCCAACAGCUGCUCCUUCCGUCACGUACAUUCCCCCAAAACCGACGACGAAAUAUUUACCUCCGACAGUUAAACCGCGUCCUCCUCCAAAGCCUAUUCAGAGAACUUAUGUUCCGCCAACGACGCCAAAAACUGUCUAUUUACCUCCUUCUCAAAGCUAUGGACCUCCAUCAAACAGUUACGGACCUCCUGCUGUAACUGCUGCGAUUUUGCCCAGUCAAAACUAUGGACCUCCAAGAAACGUUCCCUCCGCUCCUUCAAGUCAAUAUGGUCCUCCCGAUGCUGGAUAUAGCUACAAUAACAACGGAGGUCGUCAAAAUGAUGAUUAUGAUAACGGAGAUGCGAAGUACGAAUUCGAGUACAACGUGAAAGACGACGCAACUGGUCAAGAUUUCGGUCAUAAGGAAUCCCGUGAUGGCUCACGAACAAUGGGACGUUACUUUGUUCUUCUUCCCGAUGGUCGUAAGCAAAUUGUUGAAUAUUACGCUGAUGAAACUGGAUAUCAUCCAACCAUCAGGUACGAAGACACCGGAUUAGGAAACGGCGGAUACAACUAUCCAAGCAACGGAAAUGGUAGAAGCAACGGCGGAGGCUACACCUACAACGGUUACUAA
This is a messenger RNA of Culicoides brevitarsis, 918 nucleotides long. RefSeq lists its product as uncharacterized. The record is from RefSeq and is a predicted model, not a curated record. Gene Ontology annotation, cellular component: extracellular matrix. Lineage: Eukaryota; Metazoa; Arthropoda; Insecta; Diptera; Ceratopogonidae. Bases 1 to 918 code for a protein of 305 amino acids. The transcript has 6 exons.